Messenger RNA from Ylistrum balloti, 1620 nucleotides. RefSeq names its product vesicular acetylcholine transporter-like. NCBI's taxonomy places the organism in Eukaryota, Metazoa, Mollusca, Bivalvia, Pectinida, Pectinidae. Gene Ontology annotation, molecular function: acetylcholine transmembrane transporter activity; xenobiotic transmembrane transporter activity. The transcript has a single exon. The coding region runs from base 1 to 1620 and encodes 539 amino acids. Gene Ontology annotation, biological process: chemical synaptic transmission; xenobiotic transport; transmembrane transport. Gene Ontology annotation, cellular component: membrane; AP-1 adaptor complex; terminal bouton. The record is from RefSeq and is a predicted model, not a curated record.
AUGGUGUCGAUAGCAAUAACGAUGAAAGGACAAGUGACAGACUUCAUUCAGAUGUUGAAUGAUAGAAUAAAUGAUCCAAUAGCACAGCGACGUCUGGUUCUUCUGAUCGUAAGCAUGGCGUUGCUCUUGGAUAACAUGUUGUACAUGGUGAUUGUGCCGAUCAUACCGAUGUACCUUGAGGAUGUCCUAGACUGGGGAAGUGAUGACGAAGCUGUGGUACAAGCUCCUUUCAAUGCAACAUGGAAUUCAACGUAUAACUUGACUGCACCACCCAAAUCUGAUUCCUCAUCAGAUACAGAUUAUGCCGAAGGAGGUGGUGCGGUCGGUAUUCUGUUUGCAUCAAAGGCAAUCGUUCAGCUGAUGGUAAAUCCAUUUACAGGUGCACUCAUAGACAGGAUAGGAUACGAUAUUCCACUGAUGAUAGGUCUUAUUAUCAUGUUCUUUUCUACAAUAAUAUUUGCAUUUGGCGAAACAUAUGCCGUUCUUUUCUUCGCAAGAAGUUUACAAGGACUCGGAUCUGCCUUUGCAGAUACAUCUGGCCUUGCUAUGAUUGCAGAUAGAUAUCGGGAAGAUGCAGAACGAACAAAGGCUUUAGGAAUAGCGCAAUCCUUUAUUUCGUUUGGAUGCUUAGUUGCCCCACCGUUCGGAGGUACUUUGUUUGAGUUUGCAGGAAAGGUUGUUCCGUUCAUUUUUCUCGCCACCAUGUGUUUAGUGGAUGGAAUACUCUUGCUCUUUGUUAUGAAGCCUGUCCGGUUAGAAAGAUCACUGAUACCAAAGGAAGAGCGUCCACAAGGCACUCCUAUCUAUAGACUACUCAUGGACCCAUACAUCUUAGUAGCGGCUGGUGCCCUAGCGAUGUCCAACAUAUCACUAGCAUUUCUUGAGCCCACUAUAGCUAUGUGGAUGAAAGGAACAAUGGAUGCGACUGAAUGGCAAAUAGGAUUUGUUUGGCUGCCACCAUUCUUGCCGUACAUAGGAGGUGUGGUCUUAACCGUGUAUCUUGCUAAGACAUAUCCUAAUUACCAAUGGCUUGUUGCGUUAGUGGGGCUUAUCAUUGAAGGAGUGUGUUGUUUUAUAAUUCCGUUUUCCAGUGCUUUCUUUGUGGUUUUGUUCCCAUUGAUGGGUCUCUGUCUGGGAGUUGCGUUUGUGGACACUGCUAUAUUACCAACAUUAGCUUACCUUGUUGAUGUUCGACACUCGUCCGUGUACGGUAGUGUCUACGCCAUUGCCGACAUAUCGUAUUCCUUAGCAUAUGCGUUAGGACCCAUUAUGGCUGGUCAAAUCGUACAGACCAUUGGAUUCAUGUGGCUCAAUGUUGCAAUAAUGCUCAGCAACCUCUUGUAUGCACCGGUGCUAUUCUUCUUGAGAAAGAUCUAUGAGUAUAAACCAUUCACGGACGAAUGUGAUAUUCUUGUUGCUGAUCCCCCUCCGAAAGACUACAGCACCUACAUGCAAAAUGGAGGACUACCUAACGGCAAAAUAAAGGAAGUACAAAAUCUUAACGGCGAAAAUCACUUAAGAGUUGGGAAAAACUCUGAAAACACCUAUAUCGGCAAUGCCGAAAUUGACUAUUUCGAGCCGAAGGAUCCUGAAACCUACUCAUUUUAUGGCCCAAGGUGA